AAGAUGCCCAUGACUCCCGCUGUUGCUCGGACACCUUGGAGAUGACCCGUGCCCACUAGCAUGCCUGGAUGGUUCAAAAAGGUGUGGUAUGGGCUGGCAUCUGUGCUCAGCUGCUCCUCCUUCCUCCUGAUCAUCGUGGCCCUGGCCGUGCCCCACUGGCUGAGUGGGAAGAUCCUUUGUCAGACUGGAGUGGACCUGGUCAACGCCACGGACCCAGAGCUGGUCAAAUUCAUUGGAGACAUUUACUACGGGCUCUUCCGAGGGUGUAAGGUGCGGCAGUGCGGGCUCGGGGGACGCCAGUCCCAGUUCACCAUCUUCCCUCACCUGGUGAAGGAACUCAACACGGGCCUCCACGUGACAAUUCUGCUGCUUCUCUUCCUGGCCUUGGCCCUGGCUCUGGUCAGCAUGGGCUUUGCCAUUCUGAACAUGAUUCAGGUCCCCUACCGGGCAGUGAAUGGCCCAGGGGGCAUCUGCCUGUGGAAUGUCCUGGCAGGUGGAGUCCUGGCCUUGGCCAUCGUCAGCUUCAUGGCCGAGGUAAAAUUUCACGACCUGACGGAGCGAAUCGCUAACUUUCAGGAGCGGCUCUUUCAGUUCGUGGUGGUGGAGGAACAGUACGAAGAGUCCUUUUGGAUCUGCGUGGCUAGUGCCUCAGCCCACGCUGCAAACCUGGUCGUGGUGGCCAUCAGUCAAAUUCCCCUCCCUAAGAUCACGACCAAAAUUGAAGAGGCCACAGUCACGGCCGAGGACAUCUUAUAUUAACAGCCUUCUUCUGCCCGCCCCCUUUCUUAAGCCAGCUCUGCGGUGGGAUGGAGACCUUCUAGCCCAUGAUGUUCCUGUUCUUGGCAGGAAGAUGAAAAAUGUGGAGGAACUGGGGCAGGGGCACAGGGAGUGGAACGGAAGGGAAAAGCUUUCCUGGGAUCCCUGGCAUCACUAUACUUGCCCGAGGACUUGGGAGUUGAGAGCUGACACUUGCUAGCUCAAUGUGACAUGGGGCCAUUCCCCGAAUGCCUGCUGCUCAGCUUCCUCAUCUGUCAGAUGGGAUUGUUAUGAGGUUUAAAUGGGUGAUGACAUUACCAGCCUUUGUAUUCUGAAGAGAAACAGAAGUUCUAAAUUAACUGUUCGUGGGUAUC
Molecule: messenger RNA, 1130 nt
Organism: Ochotona princeps (American pika)
Lineage: Eukaryota; Metazoa; Chordata; Mammalia; Lagomorpha; Ochotonidae
Gene: CLRN2
Product: clarin 2
Exons: 3
Coding region: 61-759 (232 amino acids)
Source: RefSeq, a predicted model, not a curated record